ACACCUGAGCGGGAGUAUUUGCUGCGAUUGUCUUUCAUGGAAGUAUACAACGAGGAAGUGAUGGAUCUUCUAAGUGGGCAGACAAAUCUGAAGCUGCAGGAGAAUACUAAUGGCAUGAUUUUCAUCCCCGGUUUAAAAGAGGAAAUCGCUAGCAGCGAGGAGGAAAUUUUUUCGUUGCUUCGUUUGGGAGAAGACGAUGGCGAAGGCGUGGUGGUCGUUUCACAGCUCAAUAUCGUAGAUCUGGCCGGUUCAGAACGGGCUUCACAGGCGGCUACGACGGGUAAUCGGCUUAAGGAAGGCUGCUCGAUCAACCGCAGUCUUCUUACACUGUCGCGCGUCAUACGCACGCCUUUCGUUAACUACCGGGACUCCAAGCUUACGCGAAUAUUGCAGAAUUCGCUCGGUGGUAAUAGCAAGACAGCGAUCAUCUGUACCGUUACCCCGGCUUCAAUCGACGAAACGGAGAGUACGCUUCGGUUUGCUACGAGAGCAAAGGAUAUCAAAAACAGACCGGUUCGCAAUGAAGAUCUUACUGAUGAAGCAUUGCUGCGUCGUUACAAGAAGAAAAUUUCUGAAAUGCAGAGCCAAAUAAAUAAGCUUGUGGAGUCGUCUUCGUUGCAAGAACUCCAGCAAGAAAAGGACCUGCUGGCCGAACAACUCCGUGAAAAAGAGGAAAAAAUUAUGGAUAUGAAGCGUUUAAUAUGUAUCAGCAGUCGACUGACCGCUAGUCCUUUGGCCAAAGAUCUUUCGAAAGAGUUGCGUAAUCGCCGCGAAACCUGGUGCCCUGGUAUUAGGUCACCACCAUCCGUCCUUUUUUCUUCCCGUCUGACUAUCUCUCGCUGUGGAAUGAAACGAAAAAUGCCUCUGGCCGUCUGUACUGAGAACAGUGAAGAGGAACCCGAUGGUAGCCAGGAAGAGGUCGACCCAAAGAUUAAUGCUGUUAAUGAUCUGGAUGAAGAGGAACCCGACCGAUCAACUGCGACAACAUCUGGUGGAAGCGAAGACCCGCGGUCAGUCACCUCAGAUGAUGUCGUUUCAUUGCGCAGCGCAAAGGUGGCGACGCAUCUGCUUGAGAACUGGGACUACCAGCGAAUAUUCAAAAUGCCAGUAUCCUAUCCAGCAGGAUUGGGCAAACUAAUUAAUGACCUGGAGAGAGAAAAGGCAGAAAAACAGGCGCUGAUAACGGAGUGCGCCGAUGCGAAUGCGACCUGUGAGAAACUGUUCCUCGAACAGGCAGUACUCCAAACGAGGCUGACCAAGUUGUUGGCUGUAGAGGCCACAAAUGACCAGCUUUCACAGGAAGUGCGACAACUGCUUAUGCAGCAGUCGAACGGACAGAAGUUGUGUUCAGAUUGGCUUGUGCAGCUGGACACUUCAUGGAAAGACCGCGAAGAGGGGUUGCUUGCCAAACUACUAGACGUGUCCGAUAGAAUCACGCGGUUCGAGCAGAUUGUUAACAAGCUGAAAGUCAAUCUAUCACAGCGGAUGGCAGAAAGUCGUGAGAUCGGCGCAGUCAAUCUAUACAAUUUGUCGCUGAUGCUUAACAUUUCAGAUGACCUUCACAGCAAGGCAGCUGAUUCACCGAAAGUCUGCUCUGACGCAGCACAACAGACAGAUGAAAAUUUUACGACCAAACAGACGUUACACGUCACUGCGGACGUUUCCCUACAGACUGAAGCCGAACUCUCGUCACCACCGGUUUUUCACGAAGUACGUCGUUGUCAUCGUCAGUAA
This is a messenger RNA of Soboliphyme baturini, 1734 nucleotides long. Lineage: Eukaryota; Metazoa; Nematoda; Enoplea; Dioctophymatida; Soboliphymatidae. The record is from the annotation of a GenBank genome assembly.